CAUUAUCCACUUCUCUCUGUGGCGCGUGAUCACGCGUCUGCGAAUCCUCAUCCGAUUUCUCCCGAAUUCUACGCGGUCUAUACCAAGAGUGUUAAUCUUUCUUUCCUUGACUCGCAGAGAAAAAUGGCGGAGACGAAGAGCGUGGGCGUGGUGGGUAGCGGCCAGAUGGGUUCAGGGAUCGCGCAACUUGCAGCCACUUACGGCCUUCAUGUAUGGCUCGUAGACACUGAUUCCGACGCGCUCUCCAGAGCCACCACCGCCAUCUCCUCCUCCAUCCAACGCUUCGUCUCUAAACGACUACUCUCCGAGGCAGCUGGUGCUGAUGCCUUGGCUCGCAUACAUUUCACCACAAAUCUGCAAGAACUUUCUUCUGUGGAUUUUAUUGUUGAAGCCAUUAUUGAGAGCGAAGAUGUAAAGAAAAAGUUGUUUACUGAACUAGAUAAGAUAGCAAAGAAGUCUGCCAUUUUGGCAUCCAAUACAAGUUCCAUAUCCAUCACUCGUCUAGCAUCAUCAACAACCAGACCUCACAAGGUGAUUGGCAUGCAUUUCAUGAAUCCUCCUCCAAUAAUGAAGCUGGUUGAGAUUGUGAGAGGUGCAGAUACAUCAGAUGAGACAUUUUAUGCCACUAAGGCCUUGGCAGAGAAGUUCAGGAAGACAAUAAUCUGCUCGCAGGACUAUGCUGGCUUCAUUGUGAACCGGAUAUUGAUGCCAAUGAUAAAUGAAGCAUUUUAUGCUCUUUAUACUGGUGUGGCAACUAAGGAAGACAUUGAUAUCGGAAUGAAGCUGGGUACAAACCAUCCAAUGGGUCCAUUGGAGCUUGCAGAUUUCAUUGGCUUGGAUGUUUGCUUAUCGAUAAUGAAAGUUCUCCAUGCUAAUCUUCAGGACAACAAAUACGCUCCCUGUCCUCUUCUUGUGCAAUAUGUUGAUGCUCGUCGUUUGGGACGAAAACAAGGUAUUGGGGUUUAUGACUAUCGGAAUCUCUCUCAAGAGGCAAAACCAUCAGCUCGACUUUGAAUUCUACCUUUAAAAAUCCCAAUCCGAUGUUUCAAAUACUGUAGAUAGCAAGAACACCUUCAAUAAUAGGAUAUGUAGCUAUCACAGAUACGUAGAAUGGAAAAUUAUGUCACUGCCACGUGCAUUGUCAUUGAACAGAUAUACUCUCUGUCCCCCAAUUAUUUAUUGACCAUUGGUUAUGAAUUCUAUCAUUCGACUUGGUUGAAGAUAA
Messenger RNA from Carica papaya (papaya), 1225 nucleotides. Its product is annotated as 3-hydroxyacyl-CoA dehydrogenase family protein. The record is from RefSeq and is a predicted model, not a curated record. Gene Ontology annotation, molecular function: NAD+ binding; oxidoreductase activity, acting on the CH-OH group of donors, NAD or NADP as acceptor. Gene Ontology annotation, biological process: fatty acid metabolic process. Lineage: Eukaryota; Viridiplantae; Streptophyta; Magnoliopsida; Brassicales; Caricaceae.